AUGGGGACUGCUCAUCUGCUUAGACUGCUAAGCUUGUUUACUGGAAUUUCCACGCUCCAGCAGCUGCAAAGCUGGACCAUCACUCUACCCACAACAAUUUCUGCAGUGGAGGGGAGCUGUGUUGUGGUGCCAUGUCAAACACAACAUCAUUCUCGGGUCGUAUGGUAUCAAUAUCAUAACAUACAUUAUCCCAUUGUGUAUGAUCAGCACAACCCAACUAGAGUGGAAAACCAGUUCAAAGGACGCACUUCAGUACUGGGUGAAGCUGCCAAGGGCAACUGCACCCUGAUGAUUAAUAACAUGAAGGUCGAAGAUAACAACCUACGCAUUUAUGUUUGGAUCAACCCAGACUCUACAACAAAUCAGAAAUUCCAUCAGCAGACUGUCACUAUCAUUGUUGAGAGAAAAGCCCCUAUGGUCUUCAUUCAGAAGCAAAUAGUGGACGGGGAUUUUUUUCAGGCUAACUGCAGCGUAAAGUACUCCUGCCCUUUCUCACCUCCAUCACUUCACUGGAACAAAAGUCCAUUUCUAAAAAACUUCACAACCAGGAGUUUCAGCAAGGACGCAGGACAGGGCCAGUGGUUGUACACACAGGCACUUCAUGGACUCGCAACGUAUGAAAUGCAUAACAGCGAAAUUGGGUGCACUGCACGGUUCAGAACCUUCACCACAGAAAGUCAAAAAACAACACUCAACAUUUUAUAUGGACCAGUGUAUGUGACCCUGAGAGUGGAAAAGGAACCGGUAAUGGAGGGUGGCAGCAUCAUCUUGGAUUGUGCUGCUAACUGUAACCCACAACCAAACAAGUACAUAUGGCUCAAAAGACCGAUGGGUCAGAACGAAGAAAUAACUUCAAAUUCAAGAAAAAAGCUCUUCAACAACAUCUCACGAGAUACUUCUUUCUCCUGCAUCGCUACCAAUGACAUUGGCACAGGGAAGUCGAACUGGUUGGAUCUGGAUGUUCAGUAUGCCCCAGUCAUCCGACCCGAGUCCUCCUGCCACCAGACAAAUGGACUCCUGAAGUGUGUCUGUCGGGCAGAGGCGUCCCCUAAUGCCUUCAUCCACUGGGCCAUUGAUGGAAAUUAUACUCUUCCGUCCUCUUUCAGCCUUUUUUCCACUUAUAAGAAGAAUGCAGUCUCCGGGGAAAUGAGCGGCCCAGCUGAAAGCCAGUCUAACAUAUCUUGUACAGCCGAAAACUCCCUGGGCAGCAACACCAAACGCCUCUCUGUCAUCCUGUCAAAAACAUCCUCUCUAUAUGUGUGGUUGUCAGCUUCAACGGUCCUCGGUUUGCUGUGUGGAUGUGCCACGUUCAUCUACAGAAAAUAUUCUAGAUCCAGACUGCCUCAAGGCUUUGUGUGCAACGUUGACAUCCCUUUAAGGCCACAAAGUUUAUUAGGUGAUGUCCCACAAGAACAAAGAUACAUCAAUCAUCAAAGAUCACAAGAUGAGGAUGAACAAUCAUGCAGGUCUGAUUGUGACCCUGAGGAGGACAGGCUGUCCUGUGUUUAUGACAAUGAUUUUCUGGAAGAAAUGAUCAGACCCCCCGUCGCUCCACGCCGCCACAACAUGGCGACAGCCCCCCCAGUAGAAGUGGGAAUGCAGCCGCAGGUAAAGGUGCAAUCAGUGUGA
Molecule: messenger RNA, 1629 nt
Organism: Centropristis striata (black sea bass)
Lineage: Eukaryota; Metazoa; Chordata; Actinopteri; Perciformes; Serranidae
Product: myelin-associated glycoprotein-like
Exons: 10
Coding region: 1-1629 (542 amino acids)
Source: RefSeq, a predicted model, not a curated record